CGAGUUGUACUUUUCGGAACACUCCUCCUCCCAUUCCACCCACCACUCAAUAACCAUGGCAUCGGCUCUCAAGCGCACCUCGCUCAAGAUCGGCAUGAUCCCCGCCGACGGCGUCGGCAAGGAGGUUCUCCCUGCUGCCCAGCGUGUCAUUGAGGCUCUCGGCUCGGCGAUUCCCAAGCCCGAGUUUGUCCCCCUCCUUGCGGGCUGGGAGGUGUUCAACCAGACCGGCAAGGCGCUGCCUGACGAGACCGUCAGCGUGCUCAAGAAUGAGUGCGACGCCGCAAUGUUCGGCUCGGUGCAGAGCCCCUCGCACAAGGUGCCCGGCUACUCCUCGCCCAUCGUUGCGCUCCGCAAGCACCUUGACCUGUAUGCCAACAUUCGCCCCGUCGCCAGCGUUGCCGGCACUCCUGGGCCCGAGGUGAACCUCGUCAUUGUUCGUGAGAACACUGAGUGUUUGUAUGUCAAGCAGGAGACUCUGGAGGACACUGCCGACGGAGGCAAGAUCGCGCGUGCCACCCGUCAGAUCACCUCGUACGCCUCGGAGCGUGUCGGCCGCAUGGCGUUCGAGCUCGCUCUCCGCCGUGGUCAGGAGCGCGCAGCCCCCGGCGCCCCCGCCACUUUCUGGAAGGGCAACCCGCUCGUCACCAUCUCGCACAAGUCCAACGUGCUGUCUGUCACCGACGGCCUCUUCCGGGAGACGGUCCGCAGCGUCAAGGAGAAGACCGACCGUUACAACGGCGUCGACAUGAACGAGCAGCUUGUUGACUCAAUGGUGUACCGCCUCUUCCGUGAGCCGCAGGUCUUUGAUGUCGUCGUUGCGCCCAACCUCUACGGCGACAUCCUUUCAGACGGUGCCGCCGCCCUCGUUGGCUCGCUCGGCCUCGUCCCCUCGAUCAACGCCGGUGACAACUUUGUCAUGGGCGAGCCCGUUCACGGCUCGGCUCCCGACAUUGCUGGCAAGGGCAUUGCCAACCCCAUCGCCUCGAUCCGCUCGGCCGCGCUCAUGCUCUCGUCGCUCGGCUACACCGAGGCCGCGAACCGCAUCAACGCCGCCGUCGACAAGGUCAUUGUCGAGAACAAGUUUGCCACCCCCGACCUUGGUGGCAAGAGCACCACCGUCGAGGUCACCGACGCCAUCCUCAAGUACCUUUAGUGUAGUGUAAAGUAGAUUAAAACGGUGCGGGAUGCAUCUGCUGCAGGACAG
This is a messenger RNA of Cutaneotrichosporon oleaginosum, 1204 nucleotides long. RefSeq lists its product as uncharacterized. NCBI's taxonomy places the organism in Eukaryota, Fungi, Basidiomycota, Tremellomycetes, Trichosporonales, Trichosporonaceae. The record is from RefSeq and is a predicted model, not a curated record. Gene Ontology annotation, molecular function: isocitrate dehydrogenase (NAD+) activity; magnesium ion binding; homoisocitrate dehydrogenase activity. Gene Ontology annotation, cellular component: mitochondrion. Gene Ontology annotation, biological process: isocitrate metabolic process; tricarboxylic acid cycle; L-lysine biosynthetic process.